Molecule: messenger RNA, 1365 nt
Organism: Prorocentrum cordatum
Lineage: Eukaryota; Dinophyceae; Prorocentrales; Prorocentraceae
Source: the annotation of a GenBank genome assembly
AGCGGGCUGCCUCGAUAGCGCCGCCAUGGUGUUUCCGCGGCCGCCAGCGCCUCUGUUCCAAGGCCUUGGGCCUUGUGCUGGCGGCUGGUGAACCCGAGGCUCGCCUGCGGAGCCCGGCUCCCCCUGGCCAGGCCGGCGCCGCCGCUGGCACGGCGCAUGGCGCAGACCCGCAGGAGGGCGGUAGGCAAGGGCGCUGGCGGGCCGCCUGGCUGGCCCGUGGAGUGGACCUGCGCCGCCAUCGUGCUGAUGGCGCUGGCCGCCGUGUGGCAGGUGAGGCACCGGGCCUUCGGCACCGCUGAGUGCACGUCGCUCAGCGGGAUGUGCACGCCCUCUCAGUGCGGCUGCCCAGAGCCGCUGCUGAAGCAGGAGCUCGUCACCCAGGACGAGCAGCCUUGCUUCCGCUGCGUCGCGGGCUUCUGCCCGGUGGUCUCGCAGGGGGGCGCCGCGUGCAGCUCCAUGCCCUGCGAGUGCGAGGACCCGAAGUGGGCAAAGGUCGAUGCCCCCGUGGACGGGCAGCCUUGCUGGCAGUGCGUCCGCCCGUCGCUCGACUUCACAGUGAGGCUCGGCUCCGGCAACGACACCUGCGCGGCCAGGCUGCCCGACGCGGCGGAAGAGGCCGCCGCGGUGGAGGCGCAGGGCGACGCGGCCUCGCAGCAGAUCGUGCUGAAGGAGACGGCGGACCCGGCGGAGUGCAUGGCCUUCCGGUACAGCGGUGCCCUCAUCACCGAGAAGAGGCACGCCCACCGCUGUCUGGUGUGGCGCCCCUUCGGCGCCCACUGGGGCCUGGGGAAGUGCGACGCCCACGAUGUCAACAUGCAGUUUCAGGAGCUGGAGCUCGAGGCGCCAGCGGACCCCAGCGCCGCGCCGCACGUGUACUGCGCCGGCAGCAACCGCUCCGAGUACUGCGUCGAGGUCGCCGACCGCCUCUGCACGGAGGAGGAGGGCCGCUGCAGCACGGAGCGGUGCCGCUGCGAGGACUCGUCGUGGGUGCUGCAGGAGCUGGAGACCUUCGGGAGCCUCCAGCGCUGCUACAAGUGCACUCAGAGGGCGCAGCUCUGCCCUACGGCCGCGGACGAAUGUUCUUCGACGCCCUCUUGCGAGUGCGCCGACCCAGCCCAAGUACGGGUGUUGGUCAGCCCUCUGGCCGACCACGAGUUCCCGUGCUACCGGUGCGAGCUGCCUCCAGGCGCUGGCACCCAGGUUUCACAGAUCUUCGCCGUCGUGGCGCUGAUGGCAGUGGGCCUCGCCGCCGGAUGCUGGGGGUCUCAGCUUUUUUUCCCCAACGCCACCGAGACGGAGGAGAACAACGUCUCCGCGCCCGCAGUGGAAGGGCGUUCCCACAGGCUCUGCAGGAGGAGGACGAGC